GGGAAGAGAGGGUCUGCCUCAAUGUCACAGCUUUAGCCUGUCGCUGCACCACAGAAGCGUCGCUAAGGGUACACAGGGACACCCUCCAACCCAGUUUAGGAAACUUUAGGAAACAGGAACAGGAAAAGGGGGGAAAAGUGCUGUGUCCAGGUGUCAGGUGCUUCCUGCUCUCAUGGUUUGUGCUGCCACAGCCUCACCUGAGAGUUGAGAGCCCUCGGACACCGCCGCCCAAUGGGCCUGUACCUGAACACCUGCCUGUGCCGGGCUCACCUGUGCAGGAGGACGGCCAGGCUCAGGUACCUCCUGGCCGUACUCAGAACCCUCCCCCGCCCGGCCAGGACCCCCCUCACCCCGUCCCGACACACCUGCAGCUGCGCCUGGCCUCUCCCUCCCCCACCCCCAACACUGACGGGACAGGCCCUGCCGAAACUGGAGCGGGUGAAAAGGGGGGGCUUUGGCUGGCUGGCGAGUUCUAACCCACGUGGGAACAUGCUCAGGGGGCAGCCGAAAUGUCUGCUCUGCCAGCACAUGCGUGCCGGUCGGGCCUACUCCAGCUCCAGCUCCGGAACCAGUUCCGGGUCCUACUCCAGCUCCAGCUCCGGUCCAGGGCCCGGGUCCAGCUCCAGUUCCAGCCGGGGGGGCUGGAAAGGGGACGCUCCCAUCGGGAUUCUGGAGGAGAGCAAGGCCGCCCUGCAGCUAGGCUACCUGGGCCAGCGGCUCGGACAGUCCUUCCAGUACCUGUCCAGGCACGUCAACGCCUACUUCGGUGGGCCGGACACGCCCGCUCAGGCCACGCCCACUUUGGCCCCCUACGAGAGGGCGGGGUUUGAGGGCGGGGAGGCGGGGCCUGUGAGGAGAGGGAAGAGGGGUUGGAGUCAGAGGCUGGCCAAUGAGAGGGCGGGGCCAGAGGGUGAGCUGGACGUCUCAGCCAAUCGGAUGGAGGAGACGCCCCCUGCCCAGGCCGGGGGAGGCCUUCAGCUGUUCCACAUCAGCGCGUUCACCGCCAGGCUGGGGGAGAGCUACAGCUACGUGGCCCGCCACAUAAACUCCGCCUUCUCCACGGCCGUCGCCCGGGAGACCCCGCCGCCCGGGACGGUCACAGACGAGAUGACGCCCACGAGGGUGCGGAGGAGGAAGAGGAGGACGGAGGUACGCAGCGGAGUGGGGGGCACUGGCGGAGGUUCUGACCGGGUCCAGGUUGCGGAAGCCGCUGGAGCAAAGCGGGACGCCACGCCCGUAAAGCCGGAGGACCCCGGAGUUUGGGACGAGGUCUACCUCCACCUCGCCCGUCGCGUCAACAGCUACUUCGGGGCCAAGGAGGCCGACGUGACCCGGGAACCGACGCGGGCGCGGGACCCGCCCGGGGCAAGGCUCCGCUCGGUCGCCACGGCAACUCGGGCGCCCCGCCCGGCGGGUUCGCCGACAGGCCCCGCCCUCGGGCUCAAGGGCCCGCCUCCAGCGGCCAAUCAGGAGGCGGAAGCCCUCCAGCACAGGUCCCCUGGCCUGUUCCACAUCAGUAGCCUGGCAACCAGCUUCGGGGAGAGCUACGCGCAAAUGGCGACCCACGUGAACCGCUACUUCAAAGGCCAGAGGGAGGGGGAGGAGGGGGAGGAGGAGGAGGAGGAAGAGGAGGAAGAGGAGGGGCUUCAGCAGGCUGAUUGGCAGGAGGCGGGGUACACAUCUGUGCCCCCCCAGGGAAGGGCUCAGUCCUUCAUUCGGACGGCCAUCUCAGACCUGCUGGGGAGCUAUGUGGGGGGGGCCGUGGGUCCGUCCGCCCCCACCGCCUCACCUGCGGGGACCAUGCGAAGCACACAGGUUGUUGGUGGGCGGAGGCAGGCAGAAGCAAAGACUCGGGUUCUAGUGAGAAAACUUCAGCAGGCUGCCAACCCAGCCUCUCUCAACGCCUGCAUCGAGGAGCUGAACAAACACCUCAUCCGCUACCCAGCAUGCACGGUGGUGGCCUGGCAGGAGAAGGCUGCAGCCCUGCUCCUGUCCCGGAGACGUUUCCAUGGAGACGACCAAGAACUUCAAGGUGCCAUAAGGGAGAGCUUGGCCCUGAUUGGCUACGUGGAUUCGGUCAAAGGCCGAGGAAUAAGGAUUCUCUCCAUCGACGGCGGGGGCACAAGAGGGGUGGUUCCGCUGCAGGUGCUGAAGCGCCUGGAGGCUGGCACCGGCAGGCAGGUGCACCAGCUGUUUGACUACAUCUGCGGCGUGAGCACAGGAGCGGUGCUGGCCUUCAUGCUGGGCCUGGUCCGUCUCUCCCUGGAGGAGUGCGAGGAGAUGUACCGUCGUUUCGGCUCGGACGUCUUCCGGCAGAACCCCUUGGUCGGCACCGUGAACAUGGGCUGGUCCCACUCCUACUACAACACGUCCACCUGGGAGGCGCUUCUCAGGGAGAAGAUAGGCAAUAAGGUUCUGAUUAAGACUGCCAGGGAUGAGCUGAGCCCCAAGGUGUCAGCGGUCAGUGCCGUGGUGAACUGGGGCACCACCCCCAAGGCCUUCGUCUUCCGAAACUACAACCACGCUCCGGGACGGCUCAGCCGCUACGCCGGGGCCUCGGGGCACCAGCUGUGGCAGGCCAUCCGCGCCUCGUCCGCCGCCCCCGGGUACUUCCAGGAGUUCCCGCUGCACAGCGACAUACACCAGGACGGGGCGCUCAUUCUCAACAACCCGUGCGCCCUGGCCGUUCACGAGAGCCGCCUGCUCUGGCCCACCCGGCCCUUCCAGUGCGUGCUGUCGCUAGGCACCGGUCGCCACGACAACGUCAAGAAGGGCCCGGUGACCUCUACCAGCCUGCGUUCCAAGAUCAGCAACCUGAUCAGCAGCGCCACAGACACUGAGGGAGUUCACACCCUGCUGGACGACCUGCUGUCGCCCGACACCUACUUCCGCUUCAACCCGACGCUGAGCGCCGGGGUGACGAUGGACGAGUGCCGGCCGGGGGCCCUGGACCUGCUGCGGGCAGACACCCGGCUCUACCUGGACCGGAACCAGCCCAAGGUGGAGCGGCUGUGCAGGGUGCUGGGUCCGGAGCGGGGCGCCCUGCAGCUGGCCGGGGACCGCGUCCGGGAACGGGCCUGGGAGCUCCGGCACCGCUGGGCCUGAGAGCGGAACCAGAACCAGAACCG
This is a messenger RNA of Anguilla rostrata (American eel), 3128 nucleotides long. RefSeq names its product calcium-independent phospholipase A2-gamma-like. The record is from RefSeq and is a predicted model, not a curated record. NCBI's taxonomy places the organism in Eukaryota, Metazoa, Chordata, Actinopteri, Anguilliformes, Anguillidae. Gene Ontology annotation, biological process: arachidonate metabolic process. Gene Ontology annotation, cellular component: membrane. Bases 232 to 3105 code for a protein of 957 amino acids. The transcript has 10 exons.